GUAGGAGGGAGAGGGAAGAGGGAGUAAACCAUUGCCACGUGACGCUAGGGAUCAGGUGGUUGGCCCGGCCUCCGCGCAAGACCUAUGAUUGGCUGACUCAAAUACGAUCGACGCCACUGGGGGCGGGCCAAAGAGGAGCGCAAGCGCGCUGCAUUGCGAGUCUCGGGACCACUUUCCGAGACUAUGGCGCUCAACAAGAAUCACUCGGAGGGCGGCGGAGUGAUCGUCAACAACACCGAGAGCAUCCUGAUGUCCUAUGACCAUGUGGAAGUUACGUUCAAUGACAUGAGAAACAUGCCUGAGGCCUUCAAAGGGACCAAGAAGGGCACCGUCUACCUGACCCCAUACCGGGUCAUUUUUCUGUCCAAGGGGAAGGAUGCCAUGCGGUCCUUCAUGAUGCCCUUUUAUCUGAUGAAGGACUGUGAGAUCAAGCAGCCUGUGUUUGGUGCAAACUACAUCAAGGGGACCGUGAAGGCUGAAGCAGGAGGUGGCUGGGAAGGCUCUGCCUCCUACAAGUUGACCUUUACAGCAGGGGGCGCCAUUGAGUUUGGACAGCGAAUGCUACAGGUGGCGUCUCAAGCCUCCCGAGGUGAAGCCCCCCACGGAGCCUAUGGGUACUCUUACAUGCCCAGCGGGGCUUAUGUCUUUCCCCCGCCCGUCGCCAAUGGAAUGUACCCCUGCCCUCCUGGCUACCCCUAUCCACCGCCCCCACCUGAGUUCUAUCCAGGACCUCCCAUGAUGGACGGGGCCAUGGGGUACAUGCAGCCCCCGCCACCGCCCUAUCCUGGGCCCAUGGAGCCCCCAGUCAGCGGCCCUGACGUCCCUUCCACUCCUGCAGCAGAAGCCAAGGCUGCAGAAGCAGCUGCCAGCGCCUACUACAACCCAGGCAACCCACACAACGUCUACAUGCCCACGAACCAGCCUCCACCACCUCCCUACUACCCCCCCGAAGACAAGAAGACCCAGUAGACCCCUGAUGCUGCACUGCCUCCCACCGCUCAUUGCUCCUUCCUGCCCCUCCACUGGGGCCAAGUUGGGGGCUGGGGAGGUGUGGGGAGGACCUUGUUCUUCCAGGUUGGAUGAUAAACAGCAAGCAGGAACUAGCAUUGGUGGGAGGGAGGGACCCUUGUCUGGAGAGGUGCUUCCCAGUUUCCUACACUAGCUCAGAGCCCAUGGGCACUGUCCGCUGAGCUUCCCUCUCCAUCUCUGGGACUUGCCUCAGGAGCUCGGGUGUCCCCCUUGUUCCUGUUUCCCUCAAGUAGCUUCUCCCCAGGGAGGGACUCUGGCCACCUCCUCCACUGCAGUCCAGUCUCUUGUCUUGGUAGCCACUGUGUAUCAGCUGCCUCUAACCCCCUGAGCUUGACAGACCAGGCCUGGAAGAGAGUCCAGCCCCUUCCGCCAAGGGGCCCCUGCCAGGCCCACCCACAUUCCCUGCGCUGGCCUAGCCCUGGCGGUGGGAGGCCACAGUCCCGCCCAGAUGUCGGUCCACAUUCCAUUCCUGGCCCAGGCCCAGCCCCAGCCCCGGUCACACGGCCUUCCUUUCCCUUUCCUGUCCUUGGUCAUUCUGUUGCCACCUCUAUGUGACUUUAACGUGGGCUGCCAGGGCUUGGGUGGCAUCAGGCCAAGGCCACGGUGGCUGAGAGAAAGCCCCUCUGCUUCCCUGCGCGUGUUUCUGGAAUUUGUUUCCCUUGCCUUUUCACACUUCUUUUCCUCUAGAAGGGGCUUCUCGGACUGGAACUGGAGAGGGCAUGUCCAUCCCAUCAUGUCCCCGGGGCUGCCCGGGGGCUGGGAGAAGGGCCCCUUCCCUUUGCGCUUCCUGCCUGGUUGGUAAUAUGCCCCCGAUGCACUAAAAUAUGCUCUCAUUCGCUCCUGGACUGGCCCUGAAGUGAGAAGGUGGUUAUUUAAAGAGAACUCCCUAUUUAUUUGACAAGAAUCUAGUUAAUAUAUUAAUGUGAAAUAAAACCCUGUUUGCACCUUGAUCUGUUUGCUGAAAAUGUGAAGUAGUAAAAAUGGAGUAACGACUACCUGGCUCUGUGUGGUGGGAGAAGAGCUGUCUGGCUCCUGAGGGUGGGGGGAGGCUUAGGGCCGCUCCCUCCCACGUGAGAGUCCCUUGUUCUCAGGCCCAUCUGGUCGCCACUUGGCUAAGGCCUCGCCUCUCCUCUCCCGGCCCUCUCCUGCCUCCAUUUCCACAGAAGUUGCUAGGCAACCAGGCCAC
Molecule: messenger RNA, 2215 nt
Organism: Trichechus manatus latirostris (Florida manatee)
Lineage: Eukaryota; Metazoa; Chordata; Mammalia; Sirenia; Trichechidae
Gene: WBP2
Product: WW domain binding protein 2
Exons: 8
Coding region: 184-969 (261 amino acids)
Biological process (GO): positive regulation of DNA-templated transcription
Cellular component (GO): nucleus
Molecular function (GO): chromatin DNA binding; transcription coactivator activity
Source: RefSeq, a predicted model, not a curated record